GCUACCUGCCAUACCAUGUAUACAUCCAAGACUCUACUUCAGCAACACCAGAAGGAUGUCCAUCAAGCUCAGGUUGAGGAAUCUACCUCUGCUGAAUAGUCUACUACCUUUAUUCAUGAUCCCACCUUCAACAAGAGCACUUGGCAGUGGCUGGAGAGGCUGGGGCAGGGAUGGGCACCAGCAACAAGGCUCAUGUGGAAGGCACUGUUGGAUCUGACACUCCUCAAGUCUCACUCUUGCUUCAUCCCAGUAAAGGCAAGAUUCAAAAUUUGAAGCAGAUAAAAGCCCAAGGAAGGCAACAGAGAAAUUCAGACAAACUCAAAGGAAGAUCAAAUGAAAAGCAAGGCAACACCCAGCCUGCAAAACAAGAACAUGCCUGCAAGGAGUGCAAAGAACUAUUUAAUACUAAGUAUGAAGCCGAUAUACACCUGCAGCAAGUUCACCUCGAUAUAACUCCGUGGAAUAACAAAUACCGUUGCAAUACCUGCAGUGAAACUUUUGCUCAGAAAAUAAGUCUAAAUGUGCACUGUAUGUUCAAGCAUGGAGAUCGUCGUCGAUACCAGUGUGACAAGUGUGAUUAUGAGGGUCCGAGGCUCUACCACCUUAAGAGACACAUGAAGGUACACACUGAUGAGCGUCAGUAUGUUUGUUCAAUAUGUGACAAAGGUCUGAAAACUAAUCAGGCCUACAGGAAUCAUAUGGUUCUUCAUACUAAUGAUGGCCGAUUUGUUUGUAAUGUGUGCAAUAAGGCAUACAAUCAGAAAAGCAUAUUUGAAGAUCAUCAACGCAGUCACCAAGAAGAGCGAAAUUAUUCUUGCAAUUACUGUGAUGCUGCCUUCAAGACCUACAAGCACGUAGCCUGCCACAUUCGGGCAGUACAUCUUAAUGACAAACGAUUUAUAUGUGAUUUAUGUGGUUCUCGACACAUGACUGGCUCGAACCUCAAAGCACACAUGAAAAUACACAGAGAUAUUUCAAAACUUCCUCAUGCAUUCCAUUGUAGUGUAUGUAAAGCAACAUUCAGAGGCUUUGGUGGACUCUCCGUUCAUAUGAGAGUGAUUCAUGCCAUGAAUCUCCCCCAAGAGAAAGUUAACAAAGUUAGUGACAAAACUUUAUUGACGCCCCAUCCCACACGGCGUCCAGUUAAGCUUGAAUAUACGCUCGCUUCUAGUAGUGAAGUAGUAGAUGAUCCAGAGAUGGUAGAUGUUAGUGAGAAAGAACAUGAUGAUAUUGUUUAUGAGGAGGGAGUGAACUUCUCAGUUUGUAAGGUCAAGAUUGAGAAUAUGGAAUAUGAAGUUCAAUAUAAUCCUGAGACCCCAAAGUAAAUAAAGAUCAUUAAAAUA
Messenger RNA from Cherax quadricarinatus, 1343 nucleotides. NCBI's taxonomy places the organism in Eukaryota, Metazoa, Arthropoda, Malacostraca, Decapoda, Parastacidae. The record is from RefSeq and is a predicted model, not a curated record.